Closterium sp. Naga37s-1 is the source of this 6171-nucleotide messenger RNA. Lineage: Eukaryota; Viridiplantae; Streptophyta; Zygnematophyceae; Desmidiales; Closteriaceae. The record is from the annotation of a GenBank genome assembly.
AUGCAACACCGAGGCAAUUUCAAGAGGCAACUCAAAGGAGACAAUUGCAAGGAAGAAAGAGCACCCAAGGUGCCCCUUUGCACGUGCAGCACCUCACAUGCUCUCGACUCUCCCCCCCUCCCCAUCCCCGUCACACACUCACGUGCACCAGUUGCCCCUCCCCAUCACACACUCGAGUGCGCCAGUUGCCCCUCCCCAUCACACACUCGAGUGCGCCAGUUGCCCCUCCUCAUCACACACUCAAGUGCGCCAGUUGCCCCUCCCCAUCACACACUCAAGUUCGCCAGUUGCCCCUCCCCAUCACACACUCAAGUGCGCCAGUUGCCCCUUCCCCCACUCAAUUGCCCCUCCCCCCACUCAAGUGAGCCAGUUGCCCCUCCCCCCACUCAAGUGCGCCAGUUGCCCCUCCCCCCACUCAAGUGCGCCAGUUGCCCCUCCCCCCACUCAAGUGACCCAGUUGCCCCUCCCCCCACUCAAGUGAGCCAGUUGCCCCUCCCCCCACUCAAGUGCGCCAGUUGCCCCUCCCCCCACUCAAGUGCGCCAGUUGCCCCUCCCCCCACUCAAGUGCGCCAGUUUCCCCUCCCCCCACUCAAUUGCCCCUCCCCCCACUCAAGUGCGCCAGUUGCCCCUCCCCCCACUCAAGUGCGCCAGUUGCCCCUCCCCCCACUCAAGUGCGCCAGUUGCCCCUCCCCCCACUCAAGUGCGCCAGUUUCCCCUCCCUCCACUCAAGUGAGCCAGUUGCCCCUCCCCCCACUCAAGUGCGCCAGUUGCCCCUCCCCCCACUCAAGUGCGCCAGUUGCCCCUCCCCCCACUCAAGUGCGCCAGUUGCCCCUCCCCCCACUCAAGUGCGCCAGUUGCCCCUCCCCCCACUCAAGUGAGCAAGUUGCCCCUCCCCCCACUCAAGUGAGCCAGUUGCCCCUCCCCCCACUCAAUUGCCCCUCCCCCCACUCAAGUGAGCCAGAUGCCCCUCCCCCCACUCAAGUGAGCCAGUUGCCCCUCCCCCCACUCAAGUGCGCCAGUUGCCCCUCCCCCCACUCAAGUGCGCCAGUUUCCCCUCCCCCCACUCAAGUGAGCAAGUUGCCCCUCCCCCCACUCAAGUGCGCCAGUUGCCCCUCCCCCCACUCAAGUGCGCCAGUUGCCCCUCCCCCCACUCAAGUGCGCCAGUUUCCCCUCCCCCCACUCAAAUGCCCCUCCCCCCACUCAAGUGAGCCAGUUGCCCCUCCCCCCACUCAAGUGCGCCAGUUGCCCCUCCCCCCACUCAAGUGCGCCAGUUGCCCCUCCCCCCACUCAAGUGCGCCAGUUUCCCCUCCCCCCACUCAAGUGAGCCAGUUGCCCCUCCCCCCACUCAAGUGCGCCAGUUGCCCCUCCCCCCAAUCAAGUGCGCCAGUUGCCCCUCCCCCCACUCAAGUGCGCCAGUUGCCCCUCCCCCCACUCAAGUGCGCCAGUUUCCCCUCCCCCCACUCAAGUGAGCCAGUUGCCCCUCCCCCCACUCAAGUGCGCCAGUUGCCCCUCCCCCCACUCAAGUGCGCCAGUUGCCCCUCCCCCCACUCAAGUGCGCCAGUUGCCCCUCCCCCCACUCAAGUGCGCCAGUUGCCCCUCCCCCCACUCAAGUGCGCCAGUUGCCCCUCCCCCCACUUAAGUGCGCCAGUUUCCCCUCCCCCCACUCAAGUGAGCAAGUUGCCCCUCCCCCCACUCAAGUGCGCCAGUUGCCCCCCCCCCCACUCAAGUGCGCCAGUUGCCCCUCCCCCCACUCAAGUGCGCCAGUUGCCCCUCCCCCCACUCAAGUGCGCCAGAUGCCCCUCCCCCCACUCAAGUGAGCCAGUUGCCCCUCCCCCCACUCAAGUGCGCCAGUUGCCCCUCCCCCCACUCAAGUGCGCCAGUUUCCCCUCCCCCCACUCAAGUGAGCAAGUUGCCCCUCCCCCCACUCAAGUGCGCCAGUUGCCCCUCCCCCCACUCAAGUGCGCCAGUUGCCCCUCCCCCCACUCAAGUGCGCCAGUUUCCCCUCCCCCCACUCAAGUGAGCCAGUUGCCCCUCCCCCCACUCAAGUGCGCCAAUUGCCCCUCCCCCCACUCAAGUGCGCCAGUUGCCCCUCCCCCCACUCAAUUGCCCCUCCCCCCACUCAAGUGCGCCAGUUUCCCCUCCCCCCACUCAAGUGAGCCAGUUGCCCCUCCCCCCACUCAAGUGCGCCAGUUGCCCCUCCCCCCACUCAAGUGCGCCAGUUGCCCCUCCCCCCACUCAAGUGAGCCAGAUGCCCCUCCCCCCACUCAAGUGAGCCAGUUGCCCCUCCCCCCACUCAAGUGCGCCAGUUGCCCCUCCCCCCACUCAAGUGAGCCAGUUGCCCCUCCCCCCACUCAAGUGCGCCAGUUGCCCCUCCCCCCACUCAAGUGCGCCAGUUGCCCCUCCCCCCACUCAAGUGAGCCAGAUGCCCCUCCCCCCACUCAAUGCGCCAGUUGCCCCUCCCCCCACUCAAGUGCGCCAGUUGCCCCUCCCCCCACUCAAGUGCGCCAGUUGCCCCUCCCCCCACUCAAGUGCGCCAGUUGCCCCUCCCCCCACUUAAGUGCGCCAGUUUCCCCUCCCCCCACUCAAGUGAGCAAGUUGCCCCUCCCCCCACUCAAGUGCGCCAGUUGCCCCCCCCCCCACUCAAGUGCGCCAGUUGCCCCUCCCCCCACUCAAGUGCGCCAGUUGCCCCUCCCCCCACUCAAGUGCGCCAGAUGCCCCUCCCCCCACUCAAGUGAGCCAGUUACCCCUCCCCCCACUCAAGUGCGCCAGUUGCCCCUCCCCCCACUCAAGUGCGCCAGUUGCCCCUCCCCCCACUCAAGUGCGCCAGUUGCCCCUCCCCCCACUCAAGUGCGCCAGUUGCCCCUCCCCCCACUCAAGUGCGCCAGUUGCCCCUCCCCCCACUUAAGUGCGCCAGUUUCCCCUCCCCCCACUCAAGUGAGCAAGUUGCCCCUCCCCCCACUCAAGUGCGCCAGUUGCCCCCCCCCCCACUCAAGUGCGCCAGUUGCCCCUCCCCCCACUCAAGUGCGCCAGUUGCCCCUCCCCCCACUCAAGUGCGCCAGAUGCCCCUCCCCCCACUCAAGUGAGCCAGUUGCCCCUCCCCCCACUCAAGUGCGCCAGUUGCCCCUCCCCCCACUCAAGUGCGCCAGUUUCCCCUCCCCCCACUCAAGUGAGCAAGUUGCCCCUCCCCCCACUCAAGUGCGCCAGUUGCCCCUCCCCCCACUCAAGUGCGCCAGUUGCCCCUCCCCCCACUCAAGUGCGCCAGUUUCCCCUCCCCCCACUCAAGUGAGCCAGUUGCCCCUCCCCCCACUCAAGUGCGCCAGUUGCCCCUCCCCCCACUCAAGUGCGCCAGUUGCCCCUCCCCCCACUCAAUUGCCCCUCCCCCCACUCAAGUGCGCCAGUUUCCCCUCCCCCCACUCAAGUGAGCCAGUUGCCCCUCCCCCCACUCAAGUGCGCCAGUUGCCCCUCCCCCCACUCAAGUGCGCCAGUUGCCCCUCCCCCCACUCAAUUGCCCCUCCCCCCACUCAAGUGCGCCAGUUGCCCCUCCCCCCACUCAAGUGCGCCAGUUUCCCCUCCCCCCACUCAAGUGAGCCAGUUGCCCCUCCCCCCACUCAAGUGCGCCAGUUGCCCCUCCCCCCACUCAAGUGCGCCAGUUUCCCCUCCCCCCACUCAAGUGAGCCAGUUGCCCCUCCCCCCACUCAAGUGCGCCAGUUGCCCCUCCCCCCACUCAAGUGCGCCAGUUGCCCCUCCCCCCACUCAAGUGCGCCAGUUGCCCCUCCCCCCACUCAAGUGCGCCAGUUGCCCCUCCCCCCACUCAAGUGCGCCAGUUGCCCCUCCCCCCACUCAAGUGCGCCAGUUUCCCCUCCCCCCACUCAAGUGAGCCAGUUGCCCCUCCCCCCACUCAAGUGCGCCAGUUGCCCCUCCCCCCACUCAAGUGCGCCAGUUGCCCCUCCCCCCACUCAAGUGCGCCAGUUGCCCCUCCCCCCACUCAAGUGCGCCAGUUUCCCCUCCCUCCACUCAAGUGAGCCAGUUGCCCCUCCCCCCACUCAAGUGCGCCAGUUGCCCCUCCCCCCACUCAAGUGCGCCAGUUGCCCCUCCCCCCACUCAAGUGCGCCAGUUGCCCCUCCCCCCACUCAAGUGCGCCAGUUGCCCCUCCCCCCACUCAAGUGCGCCAGUUGCCCCUCCCCCCACUCAAGUGCGCCAGUUGCCCCUCCCCCCACUCAAGUGCGCCAGUUGCCCCUCCCCCCACUCAAGUGCGCCAUUUUCCCCUCCCCCCACUCAAGUGAGCAAGUUGCCCCUCCCCCCACUCAAUUGCCCCUCCCCUCACUCAAGUGCGCCAGUUGCCCCUCCCCCCACUCAAGUGAGCCAGUUGCCCCUCCCCCCACUCAAGUGAGCCAGAUGCCCCUCCCCCCACUCAAUGCGCCAGUUGCCCCUCCCCCCACUCAAGUGCGCCAGUUGCCCCUCCCCCCACUCAAGUGCGCCAGUUUCCCCUCCCCCCACUCAAGUGAGCCAGUUGCCCCUCCCCCCACUCAAGUGCGCCAGUUGCCCCUCCCCCCACUCAAGUGCGCCAGUUGCCCCUCCCCCCACUCAAGUGAGCCAGAUGCCCCUCCCCCCACUCAAGUGAGCCAGUUGCCCCUCCCCCCACUCAAGUGCGCCAGUUGCCCCUCCCCCCACUCAAGUGCGCCAGUUGCCCCUCCCCCCACUCAAGUGCGCCAGUUUCCCCUCCCCCCACUCAAUUGCCCCUCCCCCCACUCAAGUGCGCCAGUUGCCCCUCCCCCCACUCAAGUGCGCCAGUUGCCCCUCCCCCCACUCAAGUGCGCCAGUUGCCCCCCCCCCCACUCAAGUGCGCCAGUUGCCCCUCCCCCCACUCAAGUGCGCCAGUUGCCCCUCCCCCCACUUAAGUGCGCCAGUUUCCCCUCCCCCCACUCAAGUGAGCAAGUUGCCCCUCCCCCCACUCAAGUGCGCCAGUUGCCCCCCCCCCCACUCAAGUGCGCCAGUUGCCCCUCCCCCCACUCAAGUGCGCCAGUUGCCCCUCCCCCCACUCAAGUGCGCCAGUUGCCCCUCCCCCCACUCAAGUGCGCCAGUUUCCCCUCCCCCCACUCAAGUGAGCCAGUUGCCCCUCCCCCCACUCAAGUGCGCCAGUUGCCCCUCCCCCCACUCAAGUGCGCCAGUUGCCCCUCCCCCCACUCAAGUGCGCCAGUUGCCCCUCCCCCCACUCAAGUGCGCCAGUUGCCCCUCCCCCCACUCAAGUGCGCCAGUUGCCCCUCCCCCCACUCAAGUGUGCCAGUUUCCCCUCCCCCCACUCAAGUGAGCAAGUUGCCCCUCCCCCCACUCAAGUGCGCCAGUUGCCCCUCCCCCCACUCAAGUGCGCCAGUUGCCCCUCCCCCCACUCAAGUGCGCCAGUUGCCCCUCCCCCCACUCAAGUGUGCCAGUUUCCCCUCCCCCCACUCAAGUGAGCCAGUUGCCCCUCCCCCCACUCAAGUGCGCCAGUUGCCCCCCCCCCCACUCAAGUGCGCCAGUUGCCCCUCCCCCCACUCAAGUGCGCCAGUCGCCCCUCCCCCCACUCAAGUGCGCCAGUUGCCCCUCCCCCCACUCAAGUGCGCCAGUUUCCCCUACCCCCACUCACCUUCCCCACUUGUCCCUCCCCCCACUCACGUGCGCCAGUUGCGUUUAAUUAUCCCCACCACCCGCCCCGUUGGCCUUGCCAGUUCUGACGGCCCCUUUCUCCCUUCUCCCCCUCCCCCGUCCUUCCCCCCUCCUCCACCACCACCUUCCUCCUUGCCGCCCCCCUCCUUGGCUUGGGAGAGCGCAGCAGCAGCAGAGGAGAGAGUGGAAGGUGCAUCGUCUGCUGAAGCAGGGGCCAGACCUACCGAUUACUCCUCCCCCUGCUCUUCCGCUGUUAGAAUACACGAGAGGAAUGUGGGCAGGAUGAGUGGGUAUGGGGGAGGGCGAAUGGGGAGGGAGGGGGGGAAAGGGGGAAGAGAGAGGGGUAGGGGGAGUGGAGAGAGACUCACCAGCAGCUUCAUCGUUAUCAUCUUCCCUCUCCCUCAGAGUGCCGCUAGUCGGUUCCUUCCACUGCUCCCUCGGCAGGUGGUGAGCGCCGAUGGGGGCAGCUGUGUGGGGCGCUCUGCUGGUGACUACAGGCGCCAGCUGGCUGAUGUGUGGGGCAUGUGA